Messenger RNA from Sorex fumeus (smoky shrew), 1037 nucleotides. RefSeq names its product cyclin dependent kinase 1 (gene CDK1). The transcript has 7 exons. Lineage: Eukaryota; Metazoa; Chordata; Mammalia; Eulipotyphla; Soricidae. The record is from RefSeq and is a predicted model, not a curated record. Gene Ontology annotation, biological process: protein phosphorylation; mitotic G2 DNA damage checkpoint signaling; G2/M transition of mitotic cell cycle. The coding region runs from base 23 to 916 and encodes 297 amino acids. Gene Ontology annotation, cellular component: nucleus. Gene Ontology annotation, molecular function: ATP binding; RNA polymerase II CTD heptapeptide repeat kinase activity; cyclin-dependent protein serine/threonine kinase activity.
CAUAUCCAGUGAUUGAAUAAUAAUGGAAGACUAUACCAAAAUAGAGAAAAUUGGAGAAGGUACCUAUGGAGUUGUUUAUAAGGGCAGACACAAAACGACAGGUCAAGUGGUAGCCAUGAAGAAAAUCAGGCUAGAAAGCGAAGAGGAAGGGGUUCCUAGUACUGCAAUUCGGGAAAUUUCUCUAUUGAAAGAACUUCGUCAUCCAAACAUAGUCAGUCUUCAAGAUGUGCUUAUGCAGGAUUCCAGGUUAUAUCUCAUCUUUGAAUUCCUUUCCAUGGAUCUUAAGAAAUACUUGGAUUCUAUUCCUCCUGGUCAGUUCAUGGAUUCUUCUCUAGUUAAGAGUUAUUUGUACCAAAUCCUACAAGGGAUUGUGUUUUGUCACUCUAGAAGAGUUCUACACAGAGACUUAAAACCUCAAAAUCUAUUGAUUGAUGACAAAGGAACCAUUAAACUGGCUGAUUUUGGUCUUGCCAGAGCUUUUGGAAUACCUAUUAGGGUAUACACACAUGAGGUGGUAACGCUCUGGUACAGAUCUCCAGAAGUAUUGUUGGGGUCAGCUCGAUACUCAACUCCUGUUGAUAUUUGGAGCAUAGGUACUAUAUUUGCGGAAUUAGCGACCAAGAAGCCACUUUUCCAUGGAGAUUCAGAAAUUGAUCAGCUCUUCAGAAUUUUCAGAGCUUUGGGCACUCCCAAUAAUGAAGUAUGGCCUGAAGUGGAAUCUUUACAGGACUACAAGAAUACAUUUCCUAAAUGGAAACCAGGAAGCCUGGCAUCCCAUGUGAAGAAUUUGGAUGAAGAUGGCUUGGAUCUGCUCUCAAAAAUGUUGGUCUAUGAUCCAGCCAAGCGAAUUUCUGGCAAGAUGGCAUUGAAUCACCCAUAUUUUAAUGAUUUGGACAAUCACAUUAAGAAGAUGUAGCCUUCUGACAAAGAGGUUCCACAUGUUGUCUUAAGAACAGACAGUUCAUUCUUACUGUUAACUAUUUUUGUCUGUGUACUUCUCUUUGUUGUAAACUUCAAGCUGUACUUCAUCUUCUAAC